AUGUCCUUCUUGUUAGGACCGAUUUCUGGCGCAUUAGUCGCAGGUGGAGUCUACUAUGGGUUUUCCAACCUCAUGCAAACGAGGACUGAACAGCACAAGAAAGAUCUACAUGCUUUAAGCGUUCGCUUGGUUGAAACACCCACUCUAGUGCAAGCGCCUCCCUCAGCAGCAUCAAGGAUUAAGCCCCACCCUCUGUCAACCGAGAUCAAGUCGCGUUGGAACCAUGAAGUUGCUGUCCUCUUCGCCGGGUUCCAGAAUCUCGAUGAAAGCGCAGUUGCAUGGGGGAAGAGCUUGCUCUAUGGGCCGUCAGAGGAGGGGAGAAGUCGACCCUCAUCUUCAACGCCAUCUGCCGCUUCGUCAUGA
Molecule: messenger RNA, 363 nt
Organism: Cyclocybe aegerita
Lineage: Eukaryota; Fungi; Basidiomycota; Agaricomycetes; Agaricales; Hemipholiotaceae
Source: the annotation of a GenBank genome assembly